Molecule: messenger RNA, 5649 nt
Organism: Balearica regulorum gibbericeps (East African grey crowned-crane)
Lineage: Eukaryota; Metazoa; Chordata; Aves; Gruiformes; Gruidae
Source: RefSeq, a predicted model, not a curated record
AUAGGUCCAAACUGUUUAACUCCAUGGAAGUCUCAAGAGGCUGAAGUAGCAGAUCUCCCCAGUAAGGUGCUGCUUCAUUAUACACCAAAGGCCUGCAGAAACCCAAUUUGUCUUGACCUGUCUGCAAAUCUUUUACACGGAAGACUAACCGGAAACAAAGUAGUGAACUGGGACAUCAAGGAUAUGAUCAACUGUAUUGGUGGAAUAAAUGUGCUGUUUCCGUUGCUGGAGCAGAUCAGCUUUCUUGGUGGACAGAUGCCUGAGAAGUCUGAAGGGGAAACUCUACCUCCAGAACUGGUUACUCCUGUAGAGGGAGACUGGGUGGUAUUGUCAUCCACAAAGGCGUCAGAAGCACGCUUGGAGAAGAACAUUAUUGCAACUUUCAUCUUGAUGAUAAAACACUUUAUUCAGAGACACCAUGUUAAUCAAGAAAAUCUCAUUCACUCCCAUGGAGUUGCCACCCUAGGAGCCUUGUUACAGAAGGUGCCAAGCAACUUAAUGGAUGUGAAUGUACUGAUGGCUGUACAGUUGUUGAUAGAGCAAGUCUCAGUAGAGAAGAACAUGCAGCUUUUGCAACAGAUGUAUCAACACUUACUUUUUGACUUCAGUAUCUGGAACAGUGGGGACUUUCCCUUCAGAAUUGGACAUAUACAAUAUCUUUCUACUAUCAUCAAAGACAGCAGAAGACUCUUCAGAAAGAAAUAUGGUGUGCAGUUUCUUCUAGACACACUCAGGAUUUAUUAUGGGAAUGGCUGUAAAGACAGUGAUUUGGCUCCUGAUGACCUGAGAACAAUACAGACAUCCCUCUAUGGACUGAUCAAAUAUUUCCUGAGCAAAGGUGGAACGCAUGAAGAAAUACAGAGCAUUGUAGGAUACAUAGCUGCCACCAGUGAAGAGGAGCAGCUCUGUGGAAUUCUGGACGUUCUCUUCAGCCUACUUCAUUCCAGCCCAAGCCCAGACCAGCUUUUUUUAUUGCUUUUUGAACCAGGGAAUGCUGAUAUCCUUUACGCUCUGUUAUUGCAUCAAAGAUACUCUGACAGGCUUAGAGAACUUGUGUUCAAGAUUGUAGAAGAGAUGCUGAAAUGUACUAAAGUUUACGAACGUAGCAAGCACCGUAUGAGACUCAGGGAAGUGGGAUACUCUGGACUGGGGCUCCUUCUGAAUGAAUCGCCAGUUACUGUUUCUCUUAUUAAAAACCUUCUAAACCAAGUUCUGUAUGCAGAUCCUGCUGUGAAUUAUAAAGAUCUCAUAGCUGUAGUACAUCUGGCUCAUAGAUCAGAUAUAAAUGUGAGAGUGGUUAUCUGUAGAAAGGUUUUGCACCUUUUGCAUUCCCAACUGGAUGCAGCACAACAGAUUUCUCUGCAGCUGGGCUGGCAGGACACUUUGAUUAGACUGUUCUUGAAAGAAAACUCAGAGGUCCGGAUUAGCUUUAAAGAGAACAGGGCCCGUUCCUCAACUGAAGAGCUUCAGAAACAUCAACCUGAUAAGACAGAGGGAGACAAAACUGGUAGCUUUGCAUCUGUUAAUGGUCUGUUUGAUCAGUGGAGUUUAGAAGACAGCAAAUCCCUGGAUGUCCCUGCUCAUUUCUCUGUUAUGCCACUGGAAGAUGCAUCCACAGCAGAGAUGUCUUUUAGGUCGGAGGACCGAGAAGAGUUAUGGCACAGCAAUCCUUCACAUUUGAGUUUAGAUCUGUCCAGUGUUGACUCUUAUGAACUGGCUGACGUUGUGAAUCAGAUGACAGAUAGCCAGCCCAGCACACCAUCACCUAUAGAGAACACAAAACCAUUCUCUGGGCAGCCUGACAAGGAGCUGGGCAUUAUAAAUGAUGUGGGUUUCACCGCUGAUCUUUCUUUAUUUGAAAACCAAGGAGGGGGUGACAAUGAACUCAUACAGUUACUUACAGACAUCCUACUGUGUAUAAUGUGGAAAGGCAUUGAAAAAUCUGAUGAUGAUGCUUGGAUUGAGAGAGGACAGGUGUUUUCUGCACUGACCAAACUGGGGAUAUCUAAUGAGUUGCUGCGACCUUCUGAUGAGAUAAAACUCAACUUACUGGAGAAGAUGUUAGAAUGGUCAGUCACUGAUAACAGAGAUUCAAAAGCUCUCCCUACACAUGCUGAAAAUGCCUUCAAGCUCUUGCUAAUUGUACAAGAUUUCCUGCAGGCAGAAGGACUAGUUAAUUCAAAUUUGUGGACAGAAAAGCUCUUGGAAGAACUAGUGACUCUCAUGGAUAGCCUAUCAGUCUGGUAUUCUGCUGGCCUAGAAGCAACCAAGCUUUCACAGGUGCAAGUCCAAUUGCUCCUUGGAUUCAUUGCACAAGAUAACUUACAGGUCUGUGCUAUGGCAGCAGCCAAACUAAACACCCUCCUUCAGACCAAAGUAAUUGAGAGCCAGCCUGAAGCAUGCUAUCUCUUGGGGAAGCUGGAAGGCAUCUUGAGUAGAUCAAUUGAAGAGAAGACAGAAACUUAUUCAUUUUUGAUUCCCCUUGUUCGGACAUUGGUAUCCAAGAUUUAUGAACUUCUCUUCAUGAACUUGCAUCUCCCUUCAUUGCCUUCUACCAAUGGCAGCCCAUCUUUCUUUGAGGACUUUCAAGAAUACUGCAGCUCUGAUGAGUGGCAAGUUUAUAUUGACAAAUAUAUUAUUCCAAAUAUGAAACAGUAUGAAGAGAAUUCAUUCAGACAUGAUCAUGAGCAGAUGGCACUUUAUUGGAAAGAUUGUUAUGAAGCAUUUAUGGUGAACAUGCACAAGCGAGACCGGGACAGAGGAGAAAGUAAGCUUAAAUUUCAGGAGCAUUUUGUGGAACCAUUCAGCAGAAAGGCUCGACAGGAAAAUCUACGGUACAACAGUAUGCUAAAGCAACUUAAUAGUCAACACACAGCUACUCUGAGGCAGUGGAGAGCAGCCCAGCUUUACUUGCUCUCUGAACGUGGUCCUUGGUCUGAAAUGAAACACCAUCCUAUUCACUGGAAACUUUCAAAUGUGGAAAAUUUUUCACGUAUGAGACUAAAACUUGUGCAGAAUUACAAUUUCAACUCUCAUCAGGAUGCUAGUGACCUGAGAGAUAAUUUAGGUGUGCACCAGACACAGCCCUCUAGUGAGUCUCUGCUUCUGGAGGUGGUGAAGCAGGUGAAAGUGAGUGACUUGGAAGAUGAUGUUCUUGAACUGCCGGAUGAAGAGACAGCAGCUAGCUCCAAUUUGGAUGAUAAGGAUGAGCAAAGUCAGAAAGAAAAGCUAAUACUGUCUGAAGAUUGUGAACUCAUUACAGUAAUUGAUGUGAUACCUGGCAGGCUGGAGAUCACUACCCAGCACAUCUAUUUCUUUGAUGGUAGCAUUGAAAAAGAGGAAGGGGUAGGUUUUGAUUUCAAAUGGCACCUCUCUCAAAUUCGAGAGAUACAUUUGCGUCGGUACAACCUGAGGAGGUCAGCUUUGGAGAUCUUCCUUACAGAUCAAACCAACUAUUUCCUCAACUUCAAUAAGGAGGUACGAAACAAAGUAUAUAGUCGAAUAUUGUCACUGCGUUCUCCAAAUAUUUCUGGGACUAGAUCUCCGCAGGAACUUUUUAAAGCUUCAGGUUUGAUGCAGAAAUGGGUGAAUAGAGAAAUAUCCAACUUUGACUACCUUAUUCAGCUGAACACAAUGGCAGGACGAACUUACAAUGACCUUGCUCAAUAUCCUGUGUUCCCCUGGAUUUUACGAGAUUAUACUUCAGAAGAACUGGACCUGAAUAACCCUGCAGUCUUCAGAGAUCUGUCCAAACCCAUAGGGGUGGUAAAUGAAAAGAAUGCUAAGACUGUGAAAGAGAAAUAUGAGAAUUUUGAGGAUCCCCUUGGGAUAAUUGACAAAUUUCACUAUGGGACACACUACUCAAAUGCUGCUGGUGUCAUGCAUUACCUCAUUCGAGUAGAACCUUUCACAACACUUCAUAUCCAACUACAAAGUGGCAGAUUUGACUGUGCUGACAGGCAGUUCCACUCUAUUCCUGCUACCUGGCAGGCGCUUAUGGACAACCCCAAUGAUGUCAAGGAACUUAUUCCAGAGUUCUUCUAUUUCCCCGAGUUUCUGGAGAAUCAAAAUGGUUUUAACUUGGGUCAGCUUCAAAUAUCCAGAGAGGUGGUAAAUGAUGUUGUUCUCCCCAAAUGGGCCCACUCCCCAGAAGACUUCAUUUAUAAACACAGGAAAGCUCUGGAGUCUGAGUACGUUUCUGCUCAUCUUCAUGAAUGGAUAGAUUUGAUUUUUGGCUACAAGCAGAGGGGACCAGCUGCAGUGGAGGCACUCAAUGUGUUCUAUUAUUGUACUUAUGAAGGGGCUGUGGAUUUGGAUGCUUUAACAGAUGAGAAAGAAAGGAAAGCUUUAGAAGGAAUGAUAAACAAUUUUGGGCAAACUCCCUGUCAGCUCUUAAAGGAGCCCCAUCCGCAAAGGCUGUCAGCAGAAGAGGUAGUGCAAAGACUAACUAAAAGUGAUACCUCUACUCUGAAUCUCUUCCAGCACCUCACUGAACUGAAGUCAUUCUUCAUAGAGGGAAUCAGUGAUGGUGUGCCCAUCAUCAAAGCUGUUGUCCCCAGGAAUCAGUCACGUUCCUUUAUUUCUCAGGGAAGCCCAGAGAUCUUGGUAACAGCAAGUCUGAACUGCAUUAUUGGAACUCAUGGUUGGCUACCUUAUGAUAAAAAUAUCUCCAACUAUUUUACAUUCAUCAAAGAUACCACAGUAACUAAUCCCAAAACACAACGCAAUAUGAGUGGUCCUUUUGCACCGGGGCUGGAGAUCACCUCUAAGUUGUUUGCAGUAUCCCAUGAUGCAAAACUGCUCUUUAGUGGAGGACACUGGGACAAUAGCAUCAGAGUGACAUCUCUUACAAAAGGCAAGCUGGUUGGACAGCACAUCAGGCACAUGGAUAUUGUGACCUGCUUGGCAAUAGACUACUGUGGAAUACAUUUAAUUUCAGGCUCCAGAGAUACUACCUGUAUGAUAUGGCAAANNNACUCUCAGGGAGGAGUGCCUGUAGGCCUGGCAUCUAAGCCAUUACAGAUCCUUUAUGGGCAUACUGAUGAAGUUUCGAGUGUUGGCAUCAGCACUGAACUGGAUAUGGCUGUGUCAGGAUCCAGGGAUGGGACUGUUAUUGUCCGCACUAUUCGGAAAGGUCAGUACGUGAGGACUUUGCGACCACCUUGUGAGAGUUCUCUCCUGCUGACUGUUCCCAAUCUGGCUGUGUCAUGGGAAGGCCAUAUAGUUGUCCACACCAGCAUAGAAGGAAAGACUACUCUUAAGGAUAAGAAUGCGUUACAUCUCUAUUCUGUCAAUGGAAAAUACCUGGGUUCUGAGACUCUGAAGGAGGAAGUGUCAGAUAUGUGUGUGACUGGCGAGUAUAUCGUGAUGGGCAGCUUACAGGGAUUUCUUUCCAUACGGGAUCUCUACAGCCUGAGUCUGAGCAUCUCCCCCUUAGCCAUGCGACUGCCAAUUCAUUGCAUUUCUGUCACCAAAGAGUAUAGCCACAUCCUUGUUGGCUUGGAGGACGGCAAGUUGAUUAUCGUUGGUGUUGGCAAGCCAGCAGAGAUGCGCUCAGGUCAGCUUUCCCGAAAGCUGUGGGGAUCAAGCAAACGGCUCAGCCAGAUUUCAUCAGGAGAGACUGAAUAUAACACUCAAGAUUCCAAGUGA